Molecule: messenger RNA, 3843 nt
Organism: Aspergillus japonicus CBS 114.51
Lineage: Eukaryota; Fungi; Ascomycota; Eurotiomycetes; Eurotiales; Aspergillaceae
Product: putative raffinose synthase protein Sip1
Exons: 5
Coding region: 1-3843 (1280 amino acids)
Molecular function (GO): oxidoreductase activity
Source: RefSeq, a predicted model, not a curated record
AUGGCCCCCUCGACUCACAAGCAGUGGACCGUCCUGAACAAGGAGGAUGGUUUCAAUGCCCUCAAAUUCGCUGAAGCGCCUGUCCCCAAGGUCGGUGAGAAUGAGGUCUUGGUGAAGUUUCACGCUGCCUCGCUCAACUACCGCGACCUGAUUAUUCCCCAGGGAUCUUACCCCUUCGCGCUCAGCUUCCCCGUUGUGCCUGGCUCCGACGGUGCCGGUGAGGUGGUCGAGACUGGUGCCAAGGUCUCCCAAUUCAAGAAAGGAGACAAGGUGGUCACUCUCUUCAACCAGCUGCACCAGUACGAUCCCAUCGACUCCAGAGGCACCAGCUCCGGCCUUGGUGGAGUGAUUGACGGCACCCUCCGUGAAUAUGGAGUCUUCAACGAGAAUGGCCUUGUCCGAGCCCCCAGAAACUUGAACUACAUCGAAUCCAGCACGCUCUCCUGCGCAGCGCUCACGAGCUGGAACGCUCUGUAUGGUCUUAGACCUCUGGUGCCUGGACAAACCGUGUUGGUGCAGGGAACUGGCGGGGUCAGCAUGUUCGCAUUGCAGUUUGCCAAGGCUGCUGGUGCCACGGUUAUCGCCACCACCUCCUCGGACGAGAAGGCCAAGAAGCUGAAGCAGCUGGGCGCUGAUCACAUCAUCAACUACAAGACCCAGCCCAACUGGGGUGAGGUUGCACGCAGCCUUACUCCCGAUAACGCUGGUGUCGAUCACAUUGUUGAGGUUGGCGGCAGCGGUACCCUGGAGCAGAGCUUCAAGUGCAUCAAGUUCGAGGGUGUGAUCAGCAUCAUUGGGUUUGUGGGAGGUGUCGACCCUAAGUCGCAGCCCCCGGUUCUCGCUACUUUGAGCAACAUCUGCACAGUGCGGGGUAUCUAUGUCGGCAGCAAAGCCAUGAUGAACGAUAUGGUGAAGGCGAUUGAGGCCAACGACAUCCAUCCGGUGGUCGACGAGCAGGUCUUCACUCUGGAGAAGACCAAGGAGGCUUAUGAGUACAUGUACCCGAUGCAGUCCGAUACCAGAUAUAGUUCGACUCUUCCUAUCUGUGGGCCCGAUCCCAAGUAUAUCAAGAAGUCCCAGGUUAAAUUCACCCGGCCAGCCCAGAUGAGUCUGUUCGCUCGAGUAACAAGCUAUCCCCCGUUGGGACAGAUAACUUGUCUUAAGGGUGCUGAGCCGCUUCGCUUCACGGUGGUUCUCGAGUCGAGCACUACAUUCCCUAUUCAACCAUGGGAGGUUCACGUGUGGCACAAUAUCACUGAGAGCUCCAAAUGGACUGCACUGCCGCUCCAGAGAUGCGACUCCUCCGUGGCACCGCUCAUCAACAGCAAUGCAGAGGAGUAUCACUACUUCCGUAACGUCUUCUCCGGGGAAAUCGGCCCGUCUGAAAAUCUGGGUCAUGCUCGAUUCACCGUAAGGUACCGGGUCAACCCCGAUGCAGAAUGGCAAUGGGUCAACCAGCAGCAACACAUCAGCGACGGGGAACUUCUUUUCCCCACCCAGACGCCAACUUUUGACUCAGAAGAGCCGGCGCCGGCGACGGAUUUCGCCAAGUACUUCAAGAAUCUUUCUUCCUAUGUCGCGAUCCAACCGCGCAGGAGCGAAGCGCCCGGAUCCAACCUCUGGCAUGUCACGGGGCCGGUCACUGCCGCGCGCGAGGGGCAGUCGGGCCUCACGAACCUGUCGCUCGGGGUGCCCGCUUCCGUGGCGCGGUAUUUUGCCCUGGUGCGGAUCUGGAGCCCGUGGCUGGGACCGCGGCAUGGGAAGGGGAGCUUUGCGUUGAGCGAAUAUGCGAUGCUGUGUUCGUUCCUGCGGACAGAUGGGGUACAUCUGGUUCUCUUGGCAGUCUCGGGGGUGGACGACGUCCUGACAUUGUUUGGAUCCGGGGAGGACGGAGCGGUGGUGGUCAAGGCUAAGAAUGAUAGUACACAAGCAGCCAGGUUCCAGAUCCUGGCUGCAGCUGCGCAUGAUUUCGAGGUGGCGAUGAGUGCUGUGAUCUACGAGGCUCGCAAGUUGACCCGGCCGUAUGCUGAGCAGGCUGAAUCCGACCGGGUGCCAACCCCGGUGUCUCCACCGGGGGAUGAUAUUGUGGUAGUCGAGAAGGAUAAGGAUGUCAAAGCCCAGUGGCUUGCGGAAUGGUACGAUGGUUUGACGUACUGUACCUGGAACGGCCUGGGACAGGACCUGACGGAGGAGAAGAUCCUCCGUGGGCUGGAUUCGUUGAAAUCGCACGGCAUCAAGAUAGCUAAUCUAAUCAUCGACGACAAUUGGCAGGCAUUGGACAAAGGCGACUCUCAGUUCACCCGAGGUUGGAAACAAUUUGAAGGGAACCCGGAUGCAUUCCCCAAGGGCUUCAAGCAGACCAUCCAGAAGAUUCGGACCACCCAUCCCAACAUCCAUCAUAUCGCAGUGUGGCAUGCCAUGCUGGGAUACUGGGGCGGCAUCUCUCCGGAUGGUGAACUGGCGAAGCUGUACAAGACAAAGAGAAUAGAGAUCACAGACCCAGCAGCGGGAGGCCCGAUUGCGCACGCCUUCGAGCGGGGGUCGCUGUUAGCCAUCGACCCCGACGACAUUCAAAGAUUCUUUGACGACUUCUACAACUAUCUCGCCUCAAUAGGUGUGGACUCGGUCAAGGCAGACGCGCAAUUCUUCCUCGACCUGAUCAAAGACCCCGCCGACCGCAAGCGGUUCAUGAAUUCGUACCUCGAUGCAUGGUCCAUCUCGACCCUGAAGCACUUCAGCACCCGGGCGAUCUCGUGCAUGUCGAUGAUCCCUCAGGCAAUCUUUCACUCCCAGCUGCCGACCAACAAACCGACGAUUCCGCUCCGCAACUCGGACGACUUCUUCCCCAACAUCGAAUCCUCCCACCCGUGGCACGUCUUCUGCAACGCCCACAACGCCCUGCUGACGCGGUACCUGAACGUCGUGCCGGACUGGGACAUGUUUCAGACCAGCCACCCCUACGCGGGCUUCCACGCCGCCGCGCGCUGCGUCUCCGGCGGCCCCAUCUACAUCACCGACGAGCCGGGCAAGCACAACCUCGCCCUGAUCGACCAGAUGACGGCGCCGACCAUCCACGGCGCGACCGUCAUCCUCCGGCCGGGCCUGGUUGGCCGCACGCUGGACGUCUACCACGACUACAACGAAGGCCACGUGCUGCGCGUCGGCACAUACACAGGCUGGGCCCGCACCGGCAGCGGCAUUUUGGGUCUGUUCAACAUCUCCAGCGCCGAUCGAACCUCCAUCAUCCACCUCCGCGAUUUCCCGGGCAUCCAUCCCGACUCCACGGGCGAAUACAUCGUCCGCGCCCACACCAGCGGCAAAAUCGCCGAGACUCUGCAGGUCUCCGACGCGAGAGCCUUGGUCUCUGUCGAAGUCAAGCACCGGGGCUGGGAGAUCCUCACCGCGUACCCGACACACGCCUUCUCCCUGACCCCCAGGAGCCCAUCCACAGCAACCACGGCAAACCCAACGACAACCAAAGUAGCCGUCCUCGGCCUCCUCGGCAAAAUGACCGGCGCCGCCGCGCUCUCCAACUCGGACAUCUACGUCGAAGACAACGGCCGACUCCGCGCGGACAUCAGCCUCAAGGCGCUGGGCACCCUGGGCGUGUAUUUCUCGGACUUGCCAAGGUGGGAUAUCGAUGCGAACUUCAUGGUGACGAUUCUGGGGAAGCCGGUGCCGCGGAAGACGGUGUGGAAGGUGGAGGCUGCGGAGGAGGAGGGUGAAGGUAGAGGGAAGGAUGGUGCUAGGGUUUUGGCGGUGGAUGUGUUGGCCGCAUACAAGGAGAUGGGGUUAAAGCCUGGGUGGAGUAAUGAGGUUUUGGUGGAGAUCUUUGUGCGGUGA